UUCAUGUAAAAUCUUUGUAUUUGUAAAUCUUUGGUGAACCAAGAGCUAGUGUCGCACUGUUCAAUAUCUUAUGGUACAUACAUACCUAGUAAUAUCAGGUGAGACGAUGUUAAUCCUACUCAGAACAAACGGUGAACAAAUCGUGACUGUUUACCGAUAUACCCAGAUAUGUUAUUCAAUAACAUAGAGAGCGCCCGAGAAUUCAUUCUAGCAAGAGCACAACGUGGUCGAUGAGUAGAGACAUUAAUUGUUUGUUUGUUUUUACAAAACGCCGAGAACGUUAGGUGGUUCAGUGCGGGGAUGAAUAAAGAUUAUCGUUUCGGCGCCACUUUUAGUAGGUACAAUUCUAUUCAGUGACGGAAAGGCCUACCAAGAACGCCUAACAUAGUGUGUAAUAUUGAAAUAGAACCUUGAUGAUCAUUGUGCUGUUCGAGAAUCCAAUAUGACUAGUAGGAAGUGAUUCGUAAGUCGAUACUCACGCCACUAUGAGAAAACCACAGGAUGUCACAUCACCGGAUACUUACCAAACUGCAUCUCAUUGCCAUAUUCUUGAGUGUCAUUACGAAAUAUGAGCCAGCAGAAAAAAAAUCAUCCCUUCAAUUACUCACACAACAGUGCCGAUAUGACACCGAAGUUCUCUGUCCUGGAUGCUUCUCCGCAUCCAUCAAUUGUGAUUUUUUCGAGAACUUCUUAACCCUUGAUGGGAAUGAAUUGUUGGAAGGCAUAAUGCACUGCAUUAAUCAACAUGGUGUCCGUUACGGCACCCUAAAUGACAAUAAGCAACGAGUUGUCAUCAGGAAUCUCAACAAGGACGGUGCUGUGCGAGCGUUGAGCGACGAAAUAUGCGAUGAAAUUGGCACCAGUGGGACAGAAGAGUGCCGAUUGAAAAACGAGGAACCAUAUCUUCGAGCUCUUCGGCGACGCGUGCUGGAUGAAAAUCUUGUAGAAGGUGCCGUAAUCUGUCCCUCUGAUGAAGAAGUUUUAAGAAGGUUGUUGCUUGAGAUUGAUGGACAUGAGUUGAGCAAAAUGCUUCUUCUAAAAGUGAAUGUUCAACCACUGCUUUUAAAGAUGUUACAUGAACGGGGUUUUCCAGUCCCAAAGCUUGUAUUCCAAGGUGGAUUUACUGUUGUGGAAACCUAUGAAGGGCAAUCACUGGUCAACUUUUACGAUAACUCGUUGAAUGUGAGACUAAUGAUAGCAAAUGAAUUGAUUAAGGCUAGUUUAAAAUUCACCAACGGAUACAAUGGCUUUAGAUUCUAUCUAACAGACAUGAGUUUAGACAACAUCGUUGUACGAAUUCUUUCCUCCAAAGAAGUGAAACUUUCUUUUGUAGAUCUAAAUAAUGUGAUAAUACUCGAUAGUCAUAAUAGAAGACUGAAUCCACACGCACAUACGCAUUCUCGAAUAGAUUGCGAUGGUUGUUUUGCCUAUGUACAGAACGAUAUUUGUUCCUACGAAAAAAGUGAUAUAAAUUUGUAUGCCGUUUGUCAGUUACUCCUGGAGGAUCUCAACGGAGAUAGCAGUAGAGGAUUUCUUCAUAACCUAGAUGAUAAUCCCAAUUUGGUUACAAUUCAAUCUCUUUUGCAAAAUUGUGUUUACUGUAGCCCUCCCCACUGUGAAAACCGUCAGGCAAUUCUUCAACGAAUUCAGACAAUAAUACGUGAUGUUGUGUAUAAUGUAUGAUAUGUAUCAAAAUAAAAAAAAUGUGUCAUAUGAA
Molecule: messenger RNA, 1717 nt
Organism: Armigeres subalbatus
Lineage: Eukaryota; Metazoa; Arthropoda; Insecta; Diptera; Culicidae
Exons: 5
Coding region: 502-1683 (393 amino acids)
Source: RefSeq, a predicted model, not a curated record